Ilex paraguariensis (yerba mate) is the source of this 1472-nucleotide messenger RNA. NCBI's taxonomy places the organism in Eukaryota, Viridiplantae, Streptophyta, Magnoliopsida, Aquifoliales, Aquifoliaceae. The record is from the annotation of a GenBank genome assembly.
CCAAACUCCAAAAUAGUUUGGGUGAAGUGGCAAAGGAUAAGGUGGCCGAAGGGAAUAUAUCGUAGCAGCUUUGGUAUCAUAUCUGCUUCGCGUUUCCACCGUCGACCACCACCACCAACGGAUGGAUACAAAUCCGUCCUACUAGUCUUCAUCGCAUACCCAUGGCGACACGUGUCACUAUAGCCUCAACCAUUUCUUCUCCUCCAAGCUUCAGUCAAUGUCGUAAACAUUGUUCGUUGAAUUGUUCUUUUAAUGGGCUUCCAGAGACAUCUACAAUUUUCACUUCAUCCACAUUUCAUUACCGGAAGAGAAGGAGCUUCAAGAGGCUUACCCUUGUGGGGGUUUCAUCAGCAAUGGCGAAUCCAAGCACAGUUCUUGUCACCGGAGCUGGUGGUAGAACCGGCCAAAUCGUUUAUAAGAAAUUGAAGGAGAGGUCAGAUCAUUAUAUUGCUAGAGGUUUAGUCAGAACCGAAGAGAGCAAGGAAAAAAUUGGUGGAGCUGAUGAUGUUUAUAUUGGGGAUAUAAGGAAUGGCGACAGCAUUGUUCCUGCGAUCCAAGGUAUUGACGCUCUUAUAAUUCUCACAAGUGCUGUGCCAAAAAUGAAACCUGGUUUUGAUCCAAGUAAAGGUGGAAGACCGGAGUUCUUUUUUGAGGAUGGAGCAUAUCCGGAACAAGUUGACUGGAUUGGGCAAAAAAAUCAAAUAGAUGCUGCUAAAGCUGCUGGAGUGAAGCAAAUUGUUUUGGUUGGGUCAAUGGGAGGAACAAAUCUUAACAACCCACUAAACAGCUUGGGGAACGGGAAUAUAUUGGUUUGGAAGAGAAAAGCUGAACAGUAUCUGGCUGACUCUGGAGUCCCAUACACAAUUAUAAGGGCUGGAGGCUUGCAAGAUAAAGAAGGUGGCAUCCGGGAGUUACUUGUUGGAAAGGAUGAUGAACUUCUUCAGACAGAAACAAGAACUAUAGCCCGUUCUGAUGUUGCAGAAGUCUGUAUUCAGGCACUACAAUUCGAGGAGGCCAAAUGCAAGGCAUUUGAUCUGGCCUCGAAGCCCGAGGGAACCGGCACGCCCACAAAGGAUUUCAAGGCUGUAUUUUCCCAGAUCACUACUCGUUUCUGAUGCUUGGUCGCCAUCAGAUAUGUUUCCGGAUAUGUCACUCACUUUCAAGAUUAGUUAUCUAGAUUAUGUUUAUCAAUAUCAGUAAUCUAGCUUAUGUUUUAUCUAAUUCUUGGUUUUCUGAGCUAUUAUUUAAAACAAAUCAAUGUCAAUCUCUCGAGGGAAUCGAUCGCAAUCUGGGUGAUGUCUCCUUAGGACCACCAUUCAAUCUGGGUGAUGUCUCCAUAGGACCACCAUUCAAAUAUCUUGGGAACUGAGGACAAAGAUUUUGAUUGUUUAACCAUUUUUAUACAUUUUCUUGUUCAUUUAUAUAGCCAAGGUAAAAGGAAGUUGUGGCAAAUGAGCACGAUUGGUUGGUUG